This is a messenger RNA of Anarrhichthys ocellatus (wolf-eel), 2825 nucleotides long. RefSeq names its product transmembrane protein 169b (gene tmem169b). The transcript is spliced from 2 exons. Lineage: Eukaryota; Metazoa; Chordata; Actinopteri; Perciformes; Anarhichadidae. The coding region runs from base 704 to 1612 and encodes 302 amino acids. The record is from RefSeq and is a predicted model, not a curated record.
AUUCCUAACGCUAUUUAGAGUGCAUGCUGUUCGCCGGCUGGCGUCUGCAGACAAAAGAGCGGACAUGGGUGGGAUUUAAAUGGGAGGGGAUCAGCUGUGUGAAGAAUGGGAUGCAUUGUCGAUUUCACCCCUGCUAUCAAAUGAUGCAUUCUUUUGGGAAAUCCGUCUAUGAAUUGUGUAGUUUUUCUGUCGAUGUGUCUGUAAAGGCGGUGCGGUGAUAUAGGAUGAGCUCGAUGCAUAUCCACUGAGAUUAUCGGUGCGCUGUCAUGCAAAAGACAGAGACAACCCCCCUUCUUGAACGCAUCUAUCACGCUUUGUUUGUCAUCUAUCUAGAGCGAUGUAGUCUCUGUCUCUUCAGAUGGAUAAUGCCAUCAGAUCAACGAUAAUGUGAUAUUUAGGAGAUUUUUUUUAUCAGUCAUCAUCACACAGAAAGCGACUGUGCAGAAUCUAGGCCAGGAUCCCUGUAAGGAGUGCAUUAUUGUGCCUGUAGAAAAGCAAAGCGGCUGUAUAAUAUCUCUCUCUGUUUGUGUUUGUGUGUGCUUUUAUCACUUUGCUGUCAGCUGGAAAUCUUCCUUAGAUUGAACACUUACACAUAAUGGGUGGACAUUGGCUGUGCUGCUCAGGACUUCACUACUAGUCUCCAUAUAAACCCAUCAUAAAGUUGCCUAUAAGAGUCAAAGUGUUUUCUGGAUCAGGUGAGAGCAUGGCACAGGUAGAGGAGUCUCACACAGAAGGAGAUGGCAGCCCCCAGAUCGUCUCCUUAAGAUCGGACAUAUCGGGGAACCAUGUGGACGACGGAGAAGCGGGGCCCUCCAUAAGGAGGAAGAGGAGGAAGAAGAAAGACCCGCGUCCAGAGUCCAUUAUUGUUUACCGCUCUGAGAUGGAGAGGGCGCCUGGAGAGGACCAAGGCGGUGAGGAGGGAGCAGAGAGGAGCUCAGAGGAGGGAGCUAAAUUCCUCUGCACACCUACAGGCGAAGGAGGAGGAUGGAGUCUUCCUCCAGACAGCCGCUACGUAACCCUGACAGGCACCAUCACCCGAGGGAAGAAGAAGGGCCAGUUAGUCGACAUUCACCUCACUCUGACGGAGAGGGAAAUCAGGGAUCUGGCCAAGUCGAAGGAACGUCUUGAUGCAGAGUGCGAGGCGGGGGACGGCGCUAGACGCACCUGCAGCUUCGGCGUGUGCCAGGGACCCCAUGUCGUCCUGUGGAGCCUCUCCUGUGCCCCCGUGAUUUUCCUCCUCUCCUUCAUCACUUCCUUCUACUACGGCACUCUGACCUGGUACAAUGUCUUCCUGGUGUACAAUGAGGAGCGGACGUUCUGGCACAAGAUUACAAUAUGCCCGUUCCUCAUCAUCUUCUACCCCAUGCUCAUCAUGCCCAUGGCGCUGUCUCUGGCUCUGUACUCCGCCGUGGUGCAGGUGUCCUGGGCCUUCAGCGAGUGGUGGCAAGAUGUGAGAGACCUGGAGAAAGGCUUCUGCGGCUGGGCCUGUGGGAAGCUGGGACUGGAGGACUGUUCCCCCUAUAGCAUAGUGGAGCUGCUUGACUCUGAUACUGUUUGUGGCACUCUGCAGAGCAAGGCCCCCAGUGAACUCGCCCAGACAUCCUCGGUGUGAUGGGCGCUGAGGUCCAAGGCUCAUGUUGGUGUAGACCUAAGUCCGAGUGAUAUGACAAACAUGCUAGAACGUUUGAGUCUGCUGUUUACUUUUCUGUAAAUGAAAACCUACCAAACACUGCCUAAAUUAUCCUGAAAUGCUGAAGUAUUGCGCAUAAUUUAUUUAAACAUUACUGGAUCCAGAUCACUAUAAAUGAUUCCCUUUAGCAUGGGAUGGUAACUCUUGGUAGAAGAGUUAUCCUCCAAUCACUGAAUCCUGUUCAUGACCUAGGCCUUGCUGCUUCCUGUAGUGAAGUUUAGAUAAACUGGCGGUGGACACAGAUGCACACGGUGUUUGAGGCCUGGAAGUCAAACUAAGUUUCACUUCAUCUGUAAAUAUCUGUAAUUAAGUGUGAUCACUGAGUUGUGCACUGACAUCAAAAUGAAGAUGCAUUUCAAAGGCGACGCUGUCUCAUAUGUGAAGCCAUAUUCAGGACAAGGGAAACAUUUCUUUGGUGAAGUAACAUUUUUCAUUGUCUUCUAAUGCUCCAUCAACACAGAUGUUUGUGAUCUUCAUGUACUUGUGUUUUUCUCACAAUCUUGUUUCACACGUGAGCAAAAUGAAGUUCACUGUAAUUUUCCACCUGUGAGUUCCUGUUACAUUUCCACACAGUCAUAUUUUAAAGUUGAUUUAAUUUAUUUUUUAAAUAUUUAUGUCUAGUACACUUCCUGAACUUUGUUCUAGCUAGAUGUUUUAUACUCUGGUUUUUGAAGUAAAUGUGUUGCAAACAGCUCUCAUGCACUGGUUGAAAUGCAUAGCUGGUUUAAGUAGAUCAGAUUAAAUAUUUGAUCAUUCUGAUGUUUUUGAUCAGACCUGACUGGGUGGAUCAGUGGUUGUGGAUUGAGUCUGUAUUGCACAUUACAUGUUGUGAAACAGGAUGCAAAGUAAAGAAAUACACAAAUUAAAUAAAGUGUUAUGUCAUUACAUUACAACUGUGUGAACAUUUUAAAAUCUAAAUUGUGGAAAACAAAACCAGCAGGUUAAUGUUUUCUGGUGUGGUUCAUUAUGUCUCAGAAAAGCAUACAUCCCAGCAUGGUGCAAAUAGAUGCAGAUGGCUUUCUGGGGUUUGGGAGAUGUGAUUAUUGGCCCCCUGGUGUUACACUGGGAUGCUUACUGAAGAAAAUCCAUAUGCCACAAAACAGUAGGCUAUAGCACUGCCAGGGUCGAUACGUAU